CCUGAGUCACUUCCCCCACCACACGUGUGACAAGGAAUUAUUCUAUCCACAAAAAAUAGUGGGCUGUGCAAGAUAGUUAACCACCUAGUGUCCAGGAGGAAGAAGUGCGCUACUGGACGACAAUAGAGUAAGCGACUGGGUGCAAGGGCGAGUGCUAUCGAAAUGCACAUCUCUGCUGAUUUAGAAAAGAUCUUUGUUUGGUUUGGAAGGCAGGGUAAGGAACCAUUGUGCUGUGUCUUUAAGAACAGACUAACCUUAUGGGAGGAGAACGUGUCACUCAGGCAUGAUUAGCCAAUCAGGUCCUCCAGGUAACUUGCCAGUCAGAAAUGGUGGAGGGCCUUUCCGGGUUCCCGCUUGGCAGUGAAGUGGAAGUGGAGCCAGCCCUGUGUGCUGUUCAACUAAAACUCCUCAAGGGACCUGUGUGGAGCGCUUGGGAAAGCUAGGAAACCGCGACAUGAAUGUCUGGCAGACUCUUCUGUGAAACAGGAAUCCCAAAGCACUCUUCUGGCUUGCUUGUUUUGAAAAUGAUCAUCAAUCACUUUCCUGUUGCUGCUGCAUGUAAAAUCUGCACAGCACACUGUUGAUCAACCAAAGGUAGUAGCUGGUUUUUUUCACCCAGUGAUUAGCCUUACCAGAAUGAAAGCAACACCAAUGGAGUUUCUUCAAUACCCAUCAUUUCUUAAGCAAAAUGCAGUGACCUAUGAUGAUGUGCAUGUUGAUUUCACUUGGGAAGAAUGGACUUUGCUGGAUCCUUCCCAGAAGAAUCUCUACAAAGAUGUUAUGCUGGAGACCUACAGAAACCUCACUAUUAUAGGAUACACUUGGGAAGACCAUAAUAUUGAAAAGCCUUCUCAAUGGUCUAGAAGAUAUGAAAGGCAUGAAAGAAAUCAAACUGGAGGAAAAACUUCCACAUACCCUCAAAGUAUUAAAGCCGUUGCAUGUGACAGUCAUCUUCAAAGACAUAAAAGAAAACAUCCUAGCGAGAAACCAUAUAAAUGUAUUCAAUGUGUGAAGCUCUUUUCAUGUCCCAAAAGACGUCAUAAACAAAAAAGAACAUAUACUGGAGACAAACACUUUAAAUGUACUCAGUGUGGUAAAGCCUUUGUAUAUCACAGUGAUCUUCAAAAACAUAAAAGAACACAUACUGGAGAGAAACCUUAUGAAUGUAUUUGGUGUGGUAAAGCAUUUGCAUGUCACGGUGUUCUUCAAAGGCAUAAAACAACACAUACUGGAGCGAAACCCUUUGAAUGUAAUCAUUGUGGUAAAGCCUUUGCACGUCACAGUCAUCUUCAAAUACAUAAAAGAACACAUACUGGAGAGAAACCCUAUGAAUGUACUCAGUGUGGUAAAGGUUUUGCAAGUCAGGGUCGUCUUCACCUUCAUAAAAGAACACAUACUGGAGAGAAACCCUAUGAAUGUACUCAAUGUGGUAAAGCAUUUGCAUGUUACAGUAGUCUUCAAAGGCAUAAAAGAACCCACACUGGAGAAAAACCCUUUGAAUGCAAUCAGUGUGGUAAAGCCUUUGCACGUCACAGUCAUCUUCAAAUACAUAAAAGAACACAUACUGGAGAGAAACCCUAUGAAUGCAUGCAGUGUGGUAAAGCCUUUGCAAGUCAGGGUUAUCUUCACGUUCAUAAGAGAACACAUACUGGAGAAAAACCCUAUGAAUGUACUCAGUGUGGUAAAGCCUUUGUAUCUCGCAAUAGUCUCCGAACACACGAAAGAACCCACACAGGAGAGAAACCCUAUGUAUGUAAUCAUUGUAGUAAAGCCUUUGCAUGUAAUGGUCAUCUUCAAAUGCAUAAACGAACACAUACAGGAGAGAAACCCUAUGAAUGUAAUCAGUGUGGUAAAGCCUUUGCAUAUCAGAGUGGUCUUCAAAGGCAUAAAAGAAAACAUACUGGAGAGAAACCCUAUAAAUGUUAUCAGGGUGGUAAAACUCUUGUAUGUCAUAAUCUCCAAAUACAUGAAAGAACACAUACUAGAGAGAAACCCUAUGAAUGUAAUCAGUGUGGUAAAGCCUUUGCAUUUUACGAUAGUCUCCAAAAACAUGAAAGAAUGCAUAUUGGAGAGAAACCCUAUGACUGUAAUCAGUGUGAUAAAACCAUUGCAUUCCACAAUGAAUAAAAAAAACUCAUAGUGGAGAAAAACAGUAUGAAUGUAAUCAUUGUGUUUAAUCCUUUGUGUAUCUCAAUGGUCUUCAAAGACAUAAAAGAACACAUACUGGGGACAGAGUCUAUGAAUGUUGUUUGUUACAGCCUUUCAUUUCACAAUAGUUUUUCAAUACAUUAAAGAACCUGUAUUGGAGAGAAACCCUAUGAAUGUAUUCAUUGUGUUCAAAACAUUGCAUGUCAAAAAGGUCUACAAAAGAAUAAACAAACACAUACUUGAGAACACAUACUCAGGAUUAGCAUGUAUAAACACAUUAAGAACUUCUUAAUAUUCUAUUCAUACUCUGUCUUGAUGUAAUUCAUUAUCAGUUCACAGCACAAACUGGAGAACACAUACUCUGUGGAUUAUCAUGUGUUCAUUUCACUUACUGAGAAUUUGAUAGUCUAGUCAUACCCUGUUUUGAUGUAAUUCUAUAUCAAAUCACAACAGAAACAUGAGGACUCCAUCUCAGCUGCUUAUGAAGGCCCAAAAUUAGAACCUAUUUUUAUCCUGACAGAUAUUCAGGAUAUCUAAAUGUACUUUUUCUCCUUUUUGUUGUAAUAAGUGGUUAUCUGCAAAGUGGUUGCCUUUGUGAUACUUGGUCUAGAGUGGCUGUAGUACCUAAACAACAUAAUGCUAAUGACUUGAUGCCUCAAAGUGUUAAAACAAUUGACUGUUCAAGUUGUCCUUUGAAUCAUGUUAAAGAAUUCCUUUACCUUCUACUCGCUUUUGUAUUAGGGUAUAUAGUACUUGGAAAAUUAAACAUGGACAAUUUCAGUAUUCAGUAGAAUGCUCUCCCAGUAUUUUUUAUGGUUUCUCUUUAUCAUUUUGUCUUCAUAUUCUAUAUAUAUCCCCAUGUGAAGGAGAAGGCGUAAGUCACAAACACCAGUUUGGAAUUAUAAUUAAUAAAAUGCUUAUUUAUUUAAAAGGGAAAAAACUUACAGAUCACCUUCCCAGACAACAACCCUCUGCCCAAUCAGGAAGGGAGACGAGUCGCCGGAAGUGGAGCAAGAAGUAAGAGAGAGCGAGAAGGGAAGUGGCUGCUUUUUUAAAGAGAGAGACCACGCCCCAAUGGGCUGGUAUCUCAGCGGCUAUUGGCUGGAGGAGAAGGACCUCCCUAAACACCUCCCCCUUUUGUUUAAGUAAGAGAGUUCUAAACCUACUAUGAAAUUAUAUACAAUAAGUACAAAUAUCUUAUUCUAACUAGCUUAGGUCUUGUAUAAUAAAUAACUUGGCCAAGUCUUGAGAGCAAAGUAACUACAUUUAUAUAGUCUUCAACCCCAUCGAAGAUCUGAGAAGGGAAAUAAUGUUACCUGGGUAAUUAGGAAGUUCAGUAAAACAACUUCCAAAACAUGCAACAAAUCACAGAGACAACUAGCUACCUGGGCAAUCACCCAAAGUCAAGUCUGCAGCGUUGAAGCAACCAACUUUGGCUAAGGCCUAACAUAACUGACAUACCAUUUUCAAAGGCAAGCAACUUUUCAAAACUAUCUUACCCUGUUUGGCAGGAUAUGACAGUCCUGUUUUAUCCAUUGAUGCACGCUCUGUAUCUCUCUCAGUGGUUGAGGUAUGAGUGUUUAUUUGCCCCAAGGCCAGUUCUGCCAAAAAGAAAGACUCCAGGUGGAGUGUCUUUGGUGCUCAACAUUCUCUUGGGAAUAGAUUGGUGUUGCCAGGAGCAAUUGUGUCUCACUGCCACAAAACUCUGAGUUAGAUUAAAGGCCAUUUUCUACAGCUCUUUGAAGAGGUUGAAGAUUAUCUAUACUGAGUAUAAUCUCUAUAUAUCUAAAGAACCUGAUUAGUCUAAUUAUAAAUGACAAACUCAGAAUACUAUUGAUCUAUAUAAUUCUCAAUACCUAUCUAACUUAAAGACUAAGACAAUAAACUUCUGUGAAACAAAUGAGGACAAUGACCUCCAAAUAUGAACAAUGUACAAAUAUACAUUGCAGUAUGGUAAAUAUAUAUCAAUACACAAACAAUAUAUAUGUAUCUUAAUCAGAGGUAGAAAUGUACACUGCAUUAUGGUAAAUAUAUACAAUAUAUAUCAAUACAAUAUAUGUUGAUACAUAAAAAUGUUUUAAACAGAGGUAGAAACAUGCAUGCAUACAAUAGUCAAUAUAAUUUCACUUUGUAUCAAUAAAUAAGAAUCAAUACCAAUAUAUUUGUCUCAAAACAAUAACUCCACAAGUACCAAUCUAUUAUCCCAUCAUCCCAUUAUCCCUCUUUUCUUCUUUUUCAAAUGAUCCCUGAGCUUAUAAAAUUUCUCCCCCAACCCUCAACCAUAUACUAAUUAUAACCAACCCCUAAAUGAUGUCCCUAAACCCAAGAGCAAACUUUACUGGGAGAGGGGAUGUCGUCCUCUAGAAUUACUUCCAGUUGUCAUGGUGGCGGCGUUCUUUCUGGGGGAUCCUGUGAAAGUAAAAUGAUGGUUAAAUUUCAAGAUCAAUGUCUUUUAAAAUUGCAAAUAGUCUCUGAGUAUUUUGUGGAGGUCUGGCCAGAAUGUUGUACAAGAUGUGCACCAUUCCAGCUAAUGAAGUUGGGAUCGUCUUGUG
Messenger RNA from Alexandromys fortis (reed vole), 4700 nucleotides. Its product is annotated as zinc finger protein 431-like. Gene Ontology annotation, biological process: regulation of transcription by RNA polymerase II. Bases 637 to 2127 code for a protein of 496 amino acids. Gene Ontology annotation, molecular function: RNA polymerase II cis-regulatory region sequence-specific DNA binding; DNA-binding transcription factor activity. The transcript is spliced from 5 exons. NCBI's taxonomy places the organism in Eukaryota, Metazoa, Chordata, Mammalia, Rodentia, Cricetidae. The record is from RefSeq and is a predicted model, not a curated record.